CAAGUGGAGCUGCCGUUGCAGAGACCAGCACCAGCCAUGGGGAGAGCUGCCCAGAAAACCCUCCUCUCUUUACUCUGUUUAGCAGCAGCUGUUUGUCAGGCCCAGGACACCUGCCCAGUGGUGAGGGUAGUGGCUCUCAACAGUACCGAGAAACUCAUUAUUCUCCAAGGCUGCCCUGGAAUUCCGGGUGCUGUAGGGCCCAGAGGAGACCAAGGAACUGCAGGACAUACAGGACAACGGGGACCUCAGGGGAUCCCUGGAAUGGUGGGGAAAGCUGGCCAAAAAGGACAAAAAGGUGCUGCGGGCCUCCAGGGACUGAAAGGAGACCUGGGAGACCGUGGACUUCCUGGAAUACCUGGAGAGGAAGUGCUGGAGAACAUGCAGUGUGAGAAAGGAGCAAAGAACUGCGAGGAGCUGUUAGCCAGAGGGAAAAUCAUGAGCGGCUGGUACACCAUCUACCCCCGUCACUGUAACGCCAUGACUGUGCUGUGUGACAUGCACACAGAUGGUGGAGGAUGGAUUGUGUUCCAGAGACGGGUGGAUGGUUCCGUGGAUUUUUUCCGUGACUGGAAUUCGUACAAGAGAGGCUUUGGCAGCCAGCUGUCAGAAUUCUGGCUGGGGAACGACAAUAUCCACCUGUUAACAUCCCUUGGUCCCCAGGAGCUUCGCGUCGAUCUCAAAGAUUUUGACUUCAACUAUCAAUUUGCUAUCUACAGAUCAUUCAAAAUUGCAGGAGAGUCCCAGAGAUACAAGCUGAUCCUUGGAGAGUUUGUUAAUGGCACUGCAGGGGAUUCCUUAACUGACCAAAACGGCAUGAUGUUUUCAACCCACGACCAGGACAAUGACGUGUCUGAGACUAACUGUGCUGUAACCUAUAAAGGGGCCUGGUGGUACCGGGGAUGUCAUAUGUCCAACCUGAACGGAUUAUACCUGAGUGGAGCCUAUGAAAGCUAUGCUGAUGGGGUGAACUGGGCUUCAGGCAAAGGGUACAAGUACUCCUACUGGUUGUCUGAGAUGAAAAUUAGGACUGUGUAGCC
Messenger RNA from Chelonoidis abingdonii (Abingdon island giant tortoise), 1037 nucleotides. The record is from RefSeq and is a predicted model, not a curated record. NCBI's taxonomy places the organism in Eukaryota, Metazoa, Chordata, Testudines, Testudinidae.